AAAGCAGCGAUGUUCCACCCUACGUCACGAAGAGCAAACUCUACAGAGACUCAAAUCUCCUCUCCUGCAAGCUGCGCAUUAAAUACCCGAGUCCACACAGAUGGAUUUUUAGAGGCAGACCUCAAUGCGGACGGAACGACAUGCACUAUCUGAUAUUUCAAUCCGUUCGAUACAACAUGAGAUCAACAGUCUAAAGUUUCAUCUUUUCAUCGUUUGUGUUGAUAUAUCCCCAGAUAAACAGUCAUCAUGCCGGAGCAGAGCAACGACUAUCGCGUGGUGGUGUUCGGCGCCGGAGGUGUGGGGAAGAGCUCCCUGGUUCUCCGCUUCGUCAAGGGGACCUUCCGCGACAGCUACAUCCCCACCGUGGAGGACACAUACAGACAGGUGAUUAGCUGCGACAAGAGCAUCUGCACGCUCCAGAUCACAGACACCACAGGCAGCCACCAGUUCCCCGCCAUGCAGCGUCUGUCCAUCUCCAAGGGCCACGCCUUCAUCCUGGUCUACUCUGUCACCAGCCGUCAGUCUCUGGAGGAGCUCAAGCCCAUCUAUGAGCAGGUGUGUCAGAUCAAGGGCGAAGUGGAGACGUGUCCCAUCAUGCUGGUGGGCAACAAGUGCGACGAGACGUCGGCGCGCGAGGUGGAGACCACGGAUGGCGACGCCACGUCCAAGAAGUGGAAGUGCGCCUUCAUGGAGACGUCGGCCAAGACCAACCACAACGUCAAGGAGCUCUUCCAGGAGCUGCUCAACCUGGAGAAACGCAGGACUGUCAGCCUCCAGAUCGACGGCAAAUCGAAGCAGCAGAAACGCGCCGAGAAGCUCAAGGGCAAGUGUGUGGUCAUGUGACGUGGACUUAAGGAGAAGGAGGUGGAAGUGCAGGAGGCCCGAAAAAUCUCAAAGGGACGAAGGGCAAGGAGCGAGGGAGAAACAAGGUUUGGAGGGGGUUCGGACUCUUGCCAUGGGGCAGACCGUGCAUCGUAAGACAAACUCCUGCAGACAAGCUAAAAUACCUGGAAGUUUACAUCCAACGGAAAGAGUGGAACAAGGGUAUGCCUACUACACUAAGAUUUAUUCAGCCUGACUCAUUGUCAAAUCCAACAGCCAAUCAAACAGAGCGGAAGAGGCCCCGUGAAGAAGAUUUCUCCUUUUCAGCCACAUACACAAAGAGACGCUUUGAAUGAAAUCAUACUUAUUCCAAGUUUGCAACCAAGAGGAUUCUUUAAUUGAACCUACUGUAGAAUUGCACCCGUUCGAGGUCUCAACACUAAUCAGCACCAGUGCUUGGCAACCUUCCCCUAGCCCCCAGAGACCCCUAACCUCUACGAAAACCCCAGAGACAGACAGCUGAGCUAAACAGAGGCAGUCCGAGAGAUGCAUGGAUCCCAUAGCUGACAUUUUAGAAACCACUAGAUUUUUAUGUCUGCAAAAACAUUGACAGAAACCAAGGAGUAAAAUGGUGACCAGGAAAAGUAUGUUUUAGAAUGGAAUCCAACUCAUAUUUUGCUCCCAAGAUUAUUGCUAUACAGGAGCAGUACUCUUAGGAGAGGACAUGGCAGUUGAGUCAAACUGUCAGGCUGUCUGUUAGGUACUUAAACACAAAAUAUAAAUGUUUUACUCUAUUGUUCUUUUAUUUAUAUUUUUAUAGGUUAGUAUUUCUUUUUUGUGAAGGUUAUAUUUUCUAUUUAUACUGUUCGAAGUUAUGGCCAAUGUAUCCCCAAUAUCCCCAAGAGAAGUUAUACAUACAUGGAUUUAUGGUCAGAUCUGUACCAUUGAUGGUGGUGUGACGUGCAUUUAGAAAUAUAUGUUUUACCAAUAUUUAUAGUGUUAUAGUCCAUUUGACAAGGAGAACUACAAUUAACUACAAUGGAAAAAAAGUACUAUAAACCUUUUAAGAUUGUUUAGGAAAGACUAUUCCUUAGUAUUGAGACUAGUUUUGCUCAUAGAUCAUAGUUGUAGAUUGCGUUGCAGUCGAAUUGAUAUACAUUGUUAGUUAUCAUUUGAGAUGUUUUCGAUAGACUUCUAUCAGGGGCAAUGGCAGAGGGAGAUAGGAGCUUCACAGCAAUAUUACGUAGAUAAACUGUGUGAUUUGUGAUGUCACUUCCUUUGGAGGUAUUGGGUUGCCAUUAAAUUUAUUUCCUUGUCACCACCAUAUUUAUUACCAUCAUCAUGCAUUAUAUGCAAAUGUAUAUGUCUUGUGUCAACAUAGCUUAAGGUUUUUCUUAUUACAUUUUUAUAAUAGGAAUGAUAUAUUAUCAUAAAUUGGAGGAAGACAAUUUAACAUAGGAAAUAAGCAUAGAUUCACUUUUUCAACUAAUCAAAAUGUCAUUGCUCCUAGAAAACAUGAAGUAUAAACAUAACAUGUCUGUGUCUACAACUUGUGUUAUCUUUUUCAAAAUAAGGUACUGUCACAAAAUGGCAGAGCAAACAUAUAACACUAUAUACUGGCAGUUGUGGUAUUUAUCAGUGUGUUACGAUAAAGACAGAAUGAGAGUUAAAAAUAUUAAAAUAUCCCUCACACGGAAAGCAAAUGUUUCUAGCUGACUUUAUCCAUUUCAGUAGACCUGUGUCACGUAUGUACACAUUGAACAUAUAUCUGUUUCAUCCAUUUUAUUUUGGAGAAUCAUACUCAAUAUGUAACCGUGUAUUUUACAUUAUAUUUAUUGUUAAAACCUUGGCAGACAAUUGAAAUGAAAGGAAUGGUGUGUAGAUAUUUUCAGUACGGCGGGGUGUUACUAUAAGCAGUGCGUUCUGGGUUCAUAGUUAGCUUGUAUUGCUGCCACUGGCUAGCUUUGUAUACAGAGCAAGUGAGUAGAGAAACUGUAAGAUAUUGGACAAGUCAAUAAUGUUGUUAAAUCGAGUUAGAUAGGUUUAUGCAAAUAGGCUCAUCCAAAGUAACUAGAGGAUGACAGUUCAAAUACCUUCCUUAAGUAAAUUAAGUGGAUCGUCAGAGUACAGUAAAACAUCAUCAGUGAAGUGUAACGUGGGUUAGAAAAGUGUAACGUGGGUUAGGAAAGUGUAACGUGGGUUAGGAAAGUGUAACGUGGGUUAGGAAAGUGUAACGUGGGUUAGGAAAGUGUUACGUGGGUUAGAAAAGUGCUUCAAGACCAAUGCUACAAGAAUUCAAGCCUAUUUUCAGUCGAUUUCAAAGCCAGAAUUAUUGAAUUUCAUACUUAACACUGUUUUAAUCAAAUGCCUGUAUAGACAUCAUGUGUGCCUACAUGUUUAUAUUUAAUUGUAUAUAUUGAGUCACAAGAAUAAAGGAAAUUAUGCAUUUAACACG
Oncorhynchus kisutch (coho salmon) is the source of this 3277-nucleotide messenger RNA. It is a transcript of the gene diras2, whose product is annotated as DIRAS family GTPase 2. Bases 247 to 843 code for a protein of 198 amino acids. Gene Ontology annotation, biological process: signal transduction. Gene Ontology annotation, molecular function: GTP binding; GTPase activity. Gene Ontology annotation, cellular component: membrane. The record is from RefSeq and is a predicted model, not a curated record. The transcript has 2 exons. NCBI's taxonomy places the organism in Eukaryota, Metazoa, Chordata, Actinopteri, Salmoniformes, Salmonidae.